UCAGCCGCGCUCUGCCUGUUUCCAUGAAGAUCUGGACAUUUUAACUGACGGGACUUUUCGUUGCUGCUUUAAAUCGGAAAACCACAGAAAGUCCGUUCAUCUCUGAAGAACGGUUCUGUUCUGCCACAUCCACGGUGACUCCUGGUUGUGCGUGUUUCUGCCUCUGGUUCUCUCAGAUCCCGGCCUGUGGAUAAAUCGGUUGGUUCCAGUUCGGAGUCUGGCGCUCGGUUCCACCUCUUCCCGCCUCCCGCUGCGCCCUGAAGCGGGGGAGACAUGAGACCACCCAAACACUGAGUGACGGCUGGUUGAUGGGGAGGAUUUCGGAUGUCAGCCGGGACAGUGGUCAUCGCAGGAGGAAUUCUGGCUACAGUCAUUUUACUGACCAUCGUCGCUGUGUUGUGUUUAUGUAGGCUGCAGUAUUACUGCUGCAAGCCGGAGGAGUCUGAGAAGGACGACGAGGAACCGGAACUGUCCACCAUGUCGCCCUCUCGGCCCCUGGCUCUGUGCGCUCCGCCCACGCCUCCCACGCCGGAGCACUACAGCGACGAGCUGGAGUCGUACCCGCCCACCUUCCUCACCGAGGCCAACGGGCCCUGCAGCUACUCCCCGCCGCCGCCGGCGCCGCCGCGCCGGGGCCAGCGGGUCCACGCCUUCUGCCCGUCCUGCGCCCGCUGCUCGCUGCCCUUCUACCUGCAGCAUCCAGAGCGGCUGUGCAACGGCGGCCGCAGGAUCAGCUACCGGACUGUGCAACAGCAGGACCUGGAGCUGCCCGCCGACCUGGACAGCUUCUACCAGAAACUGAUCCGCUCCUACACCAUGAAGGAGGUGGUGAACCACAGCGUCAGCACCGACGUGUAGCUGCCGCCAGGAUCUGGGCCGAUGGAGAAAAGGAGCAAAGUUCUGCCAAAAUACGCAGAAGUCUUGAGAGUAAUCUAAUAUUUUUGAGAAAAAAAACAACAACGCAAUUCCUGAGUUUGAAAAACCAAGAAUUUGCUAGAAA
Molecule: messenger RNA, 1000 nt
Organism: Xiphophorus maculatus (southern platyfish)
Lineage: Eukaryota; Metazoa; Chordata; Actinopteri; Cyprinodontiformes; Poeciliidae
Product: protein FAM163B-like
Exons: 3
Coding region: 325-858 (177 amino acids)
Source: RefSeq, a predicted model, not a curated record